Brassica rapa (field mustard) is the source of this 5988-nucleotide messenger RNA. RefSeq lists its product as uncharacterized. Lineage: Eukaryota; Viridiplantae; Streptophyta; Magnoliopsida; Brassicales; Brassicaceae. The record is from RefSeq and is a predicted model, not a curated record.
AACAGCUCGCACCCGAGAUAGCUCGCGUCCGUCCUCAGCUCGCGUCCAACUACAUCCGCGACCCGAUAGGAGGCAGCAAGCGUUCAUUCUCCUCAGCUCGAAGUUUCAUCCAUUCUCAGGUGGUCCGGUUCUAUACCUCUACGAAACAAAGGUAUAAACAUAACCUGAGAACAUAGAAUAAGAACAAAACCCUAAUCCAUCAUUAUGGAAACUAUAUUCUCGAUGAAACCCUAAAAGAAACCACAAGAUUAAAAUCGACAAGUCUUAAAACUAGAAAGAUAUAUGAUUCCAAUUAGAACUUGAUUGUAUGUUGAUUGAUUAAAUCUGAAACCUGACAAACCCUAAUGAAGGAAUCGAAAACCCUAAACCCUAAAAGAAGUUAGAAUCCGAUUUUAAGAUUGAUCUUGCUUGUUUGAUUUCUUGCUUGAUUUGAGGUUUAGGAUUGUUAGAUUGUUUGAAAUAAUCUAACUAUGUAUACAAAUACUUAAGGCCUUGAAACCUUAACACAAGGUUGAUAGAAUUUAAAAGAUUGGAAACCCUAGGUAUUAUAAAAAAAAAAAGAAGUAUAAGGUAGAUUGUUUUGCAUGAAUCUGAACAUGGUAUUGCAUUCAUAACUGAUUGAAACAAGACCGACCAGCAUAUAGAUCACACGAAUUAGGUUGAUUGCAUUAGUAAACCUAUAGAGCCGUGUGGUUCAUGAUUGAUAGCACCAUGGUCGAUUAGUAUUGUUUUGAACAUCAUAAAUGCGUAAGACAUAUUGUGGCCGAGCUUGCUUAUAUCCUGCGGCCACGUGAAUCACAUUGUGAGCCUAAUACCUUAUAUGAUAAUGAGAUUAAGAUGUCGAAAAUAGCAAACAGAGACUACGCAGCCCUUAAUCUCUCCGGAGACAAUUACUUGCAGUGGGCGCUAGACACAAGGAUCAGUCUAAAGUCCAAGGGAGUCGGUGAUACUAUCACCGAGGACAACAAUGAGAAUGAAAAGAAUAGAUACGGAGCCAUAGGCCUUAUGCGUCAUCAUCUCAUUGAAGGUCUUAAAGAUCAGUACAUGACAAUUGAGAAUCCACUAGAUCUUUGGAAAGCUUUAAAGCAUAGAUAUGAUCACCAAAAGAUGGUGUUGCUUCCAAAGGCAAGGCACGACUGGAUGCAUCUAAGGUUCUUAGACUAUAAGUCGGUGGAUGAGUACAAUUCAGCCUUGUUCAAGAUAGUUUCAAUACUAAGGCUUUGUGGUGAAGAAGUAUCCGAUAUGAUGAUGCUUGAAAAGACCUAUACGACUUUCAAUCAGUCCAAUUCUGUGUUGCAAGAGCAAUAUAGAACAAAAGGUUUUGCCACAUAUACUGAUCUGAUCUCAUGUCUACUCUUGGCCGAGGCAAACAAUGAGCUCCUAAUGAAGAAUAGUGGAGCCAGACCGGCCGGGACAGCACCAUUACCCGAAGCCCAUGAGGUUGAAAAGAAAGAUCCCAAAGAGACCUACUACGCCCAAGACAACAAGAAACCAUACGGCAAUGGCCGUGGUGGAUUCAAGAGGCGUGGACGUGACAACUCGAACGGCCGAGACGACUACUCGACCGGCCGGAAAGGAAACCACAAUAACCGUGGUCGUGGUUCCAAUUACGGCCGAGGUCGAGGCAGUUACGGCCGCGGACGAGGUGGCAUAUCCAAACCAUCUUACACGUCCAAGUCUGUAUGCCACAGAUGCGGGAUGGACAAUCAUUGGGCCAAGAAUUGUAGAACUCCGAAACACUUGUGCGACCUCUACCAAGAGAGCCUCAAGAACAAGAAUCCGGAGGCAAACAUGAUCCAAGAAAAUGGUCACGAUGACAAAGGAUAUGGGUAUGAUGCUGACAAUGAAUCCGACAAAGAUAACAAAGAUGACCUAAUGGAUUUUGAGACAUCCGAUUGUCUCAAGGGCUAGUUUUUCGAAUCACAUUGUCUUAUUGCUUUAUGUCUUUGAUUUGGUGUUUUUAUUUUAUGUAAUGACAUUUAUAAUAAUAAGAGUUUUAAAGAUCUUAUGAAGUCUCUAAAGUUUAGAAAAUUUUAUUUAUAGAAUGAAUGAUGAGAUGAGUAUACUUGUGGUGGAUAGUGGCACAAGUCACACAAUACUUAGAGACAAAAGGUACUUUAUGAAUCUCACAAUGCAAAGUGCAAAGGUACAUACCAUUGCGGGUGAGGCUAGCCUGAUAGAAGGUCACGGCCAAGCCUAUGUGUUGAUGCCCAAGGGCACUCACCUAGAGAUCAAAACCGCCUUGUAUUCCCCAAGCUCUAGAAGAAGCUUAUUGAGUUUCAAGGAUAUAAGACUGAAUGGUUUCCAUCUUGAAACAUGGGAAGAAGGAAACAAAGAGUUCCUUAACAUAACAUCGAUCACCAAAGGCAAUAAAAAGAUCCUAGAGACUAUGCCCGCAAUGUCUACUGGUCUAUACUAUGCAAGGAUCAGUAUGAUCGAGCCAAAUGCCUCCGAGCUAUUCACUUUAUGGCAUAACCGGCUUGGCCAUCCCGGAACAGGAAUGAUGCGAAAAUUGAUGAUGAAUUCAAAAGGGCACACGUUUAAAGGAGUGAUCCCACGCAAUCUCACAUGUGCAGCAUGUGCACAAGGGAAACUCAUAAUUAGGCCAUCACCAGCCAAGGUUAAUAAAGAAACCUUAAACUUUCUGGAAAGGAUUCAAGGAGAUAUAUGUGGACCAAUACACCCACCUUGUGGGACGUUUAGAUACUUCAUGGUCCUCAUUGAUGCAUCGACCAGAUGGUCGCAUGUGUGUCUACUAUCCACUCGGAACCUAGCCUUUGCACGGCUGCUUGCUCAGAUGAUAAGGCUGAGAGCACACUUUCCAGAUUUCCUUCUUAAGACUAUACGUCUAGACAAUGCUGGUGAGUUCACGUCCCAAGCGUUUAAUGAAUACUGUAUGUCCAUGGGGGUAAGAGUAGAACACUCCGUGGCACAUGUCCAUACACAGAACGGCUUGGCCGAAUCCUUCAUUAAACGUAUCCAGCUGAUAGCCCGGCCACUGCUUAUGAAGUCUCAACUUCCGGUAUCAGCAUGGGGACAUGCGGUUUUACAUGCAACGGAACUGAUUCGCAUCAGGCCAUCUAGUGAGCAUAGAUAUUCACCAUCCCAACUACUUACGGGUCAUGAGCCAGACGUGUCCCACAUCAAGACAUUUGGAUGUGCCGUCUACGUUCCAAUUGCUCCACCACAGAGAACUAAGAUGGGACCACAGAGGAGGAUGGGAAUAUACGUAGGAUAUGAUUCCCCAAGCAUUAUAAAGUAUCUUGAGCCAACAACCGGUGAUUUGUUUAAGGCCAGAUACGAAGACUCACAGUUUGAUGAGUCCAUAUAUCCGUCCUUAGGGGGAGAUAAUAGCCGGUUGAUAACAAAAGAUCUAGAAUGGUUUAGACCAUCAACAUCUUGGCAAGAUCCUCGGACUAGAGAUUGUGAUUUAGAAGUCCAAAAGAUUAUACAUCUUCAAGAGCUAGCUAAUAGACUGCCAGAUAUAUUUGCUGACCCAAAUAGAGUAACAAUAUCACACAUCCCGGCUUGUAAUGCAUCUAUAAGAUGAGACGUCCAAGAUGGACAAUUUCAAGUGGCUACAGAGUCUAGGCAACGUUUAAAACGUGGUAGACCAAUUGGUUCCAAAGACAAACAGCCUCGGAAGUCCAAGAGAGGUGCUGGAUCCGAAAGCAUCAAGGAAACCGUCCAGGACAUAGAUGGACCGGUCGAGCCGACCAGGAUGGUCGAGCCAAGCGUACCGGCCACACCCGAUGAUCCGGCCGUUCCUCAAAGUGAGGUCCGGGACGCUAGGAUUCACGGGACACAAGAGCCGGACAACCAAGUGAUCUCUAUAGACCAUGUAAUGUCUGGAAAACAAUGGAACAGAAAAGAUAUCAACGUUGAUGAUUUAUUUGCAUACAAGGUGGCACUUUAGAUUAUGGAUAAAGAUGAGGAUCUAGAACCCACUUCCAUACAAGAAUGCAUGCUAAGAUCAGAUUGGAUCAAAUGGAAAGAAGCUAUAAACGUGGAGUUAGAAUCAUUGAGAAAGAGAGGCGUUUUUGGCCCUAUAAUCUUGACACCAAGAGAUGUCAAACCAGUGGGAUACAAAUGGGUCUUUGUAAGGAAGAGAAACGAGAAAGGAGAAGUAGUGAGAUACAAAGCACGGCUUGUAGCACAAGGAUUCUCACAAAGACCAGGAAUAGACUAUGAGGAGACUUACUCCCCUGUGGUGGAUGCAACUACACUGAGAUAUCUAAUCAGUCUGGCCGUGAAAGAAAACAUUGAUUUACGCCUAAUGGAUGUAGUAACUGCAUACUUAUACGGACCACUGGAUAAUGAGAUACAUAUGAGAGUUCCAGAGGGUAUUGAGCUCAAAGAUAAGAAAGGUUCUCGAGAACAACAUUGCAUCAAGUUGAAUAAAGCCUUAUAUGGUUUAAAGCAAUCAGGUCUAAUGUGGUACAAUAAAUUAUCCGAGUACCUAGUGAAAGAGGGUUAUAAGAAUGAUCCAAUAAGUCCAUGUAUAUUUAUAAAGAAAUUCGACAGCAAGGGCUAUGUGAUAAUGUCCGUUUAUGUGGACGACUUGAAUAUAAUAGGAACCUCUGGAGAGAUUUCCCAAACCGUUGAAUGUCUAAAGAAAGAAUUCGAGAUGAAAGACUUAGGGAAAACUAAGUUUUGUUUGGGAUUACAGUUUGAGUAUAUGGAGAAUGGAAUCCUUGUGCACCAAGAAACUUAUACAGAAAAGAUACUCAAGCAAUUCAAUAUGGACCAGGCUCACCCCUUGCCGUGUCCUAUGGUCGUGAGGUCCUUAGACCUUGAGAAGGAUCCAUACGGACCUAAGAAGCCGGACGAGGAAGCACUCGGACCGGAGGUGCCUUACCUAAGUGCCAUUGGGGCCUUAAUGUACUUGGCUAGUCAUACUAGACCGGACAUAAGCUUUGCCGUGAGCUUACUAUCUAGAUUUGGUUCAUGUCCGACUUUAAGGCACUGGAACGGAGUGAAACAUCUGUUCAGGUAUCUGCAAGGAACAAAGGAUCUCGGUUUGUUCUACACCAACCGGCCAGGAGAGAGCAUGGUUGGAUAUGCAGAUGCUGGGUACUUAUCUGACCCACACCAGGCUAGAUCUCAAACAGGAUAUGUGUUCAUACACAGUGGAGCCGUAAUAUGCUGGCGUUCAACAAAGCAAUCCUUAGUGGCCACAUCAUCUAAUCACGCUGAGAUCAUAGCCAUGUAUGAGGCAAGCCGUGAGCUUGUCUGGUCGAGGAACAUGACCGGCCAUGUCUUAAAAGAGAGUGGUCUGGCCGUGGGACAAGAGAAGGAGGAGCCAAUGAUCAUCUACGAGGACAAUGCAGCGUGCAUUGCUCAGCUCAAGGAAGGAUACAUCAAGGGAGACAGGACAAAGCACAUCCUGCCCAAGUUCUUCUUCACCCACGACUUGCAGAAGGCAAAGGAGGUUCAAGUAGUUCAAGUUCGAUCAAGUGACAACUCAGCCGACCUCUUCACCAAGUCUCUGCCUACCUCAACGUUCAGGAAGCUGGUUCAUCAGAUAGGGAUGCGCCGGCUGAAGGAUCUUCAGUGAUGCCUUCAUCAGGGGGAGUAUCAUGCGUUGUACUCUUUUUCCUGUCUAUGGUUUCCAUUUUUCCCACCUUGGGUUUUUGGUUUUCCUAGAAAGGCUUUAACGAGGCAACAUCGUGCAUGAUACGAGCCCAUAUGGUUAUAGCAUCCAAGGGGGAGUGUUAAGAACAAUGUGGAUUGCUAGUAACCAUAUCAAGGAAGAACGGACCGCGUCCGGCCCAUGUCCAAGACCGCAUCCAAGAAGGAGAGAGAGGCGGCCAAAGAUUAGGCCGACUAUAGAUUAGGAUGUUUCCUUUUCACUUCAUGUUUAUCUUUAAGUAGUUUUCCUUUUUCCUUUAGGAUAAGGAUUUGUACUCUUUCCUUUUAUCCUUAUCUUGUAAUCCCUAUAUAAGGGAACACUUUGAUUAAAUAAUAAUACACACACGAUUUUCCCUA